Molecule: messenger RNA, 500 nt
Organism: Fragaria vesca subsp. vesca
Lineage: Eukaryota; Viridiplantae; Streptophyta; Magnoliopsida; Rosales; Rosaceae
Exons: 3
Coding region: 70-339 (89 amino acids)
Source: RefSeq, a predicted model, not a curated record
AGCUCGUCAGUUGGUUCUGUUUGUCUUCGCGGAUAGUUGGAAUACCGGAGACCCAGAGAUUGGAGCACCAUGAAAGACGAUUACGAGAUUGAAGAGAAAAAGCAAGCUGCUGCUGAUGUAUUGGACAACUAUUCAAAGUUUGUAAUGGCAUGCAUUGGAAAUAAUGUUCGGCCUUGUGACAUGAGGUUGCAUCUGAUGAAGGAGAUUUCAGGUCUACCAACUUCUUUGAAGAAAGAUUCGUCCCAGAGAGCAGCUUCUCCUGAUCUAAUGGGUGAAUCGUCAAGCUCAGGUACUGCCAGACUAGAUAAGACAGACAGUUUUCGAGAUCGGCCACUUUGAGUUGAAGUUGCAGUUGCAGUUGUUUGUUUGAUUUUCUGCAGUCAUUUUGUAUGUAGUGUUCUCAUCCUAUGAAGGAUAUUUGUAAUGUGAUAUAACAGACACGCAUCCUUGUACCUUUCCUUUCUGGAGAUGUGCCUAUGCUUGCAAUUUACGUAUGAUUA